This is a messenger RNA of Chenopodium quinoa (quinoa), 2832 nucleotides long. Its product is annotated as telomere repeat-binding protein 3-like. The record is from RefSeq and is a predicted model, not a curated record. The transcript has 10 exons. The coding region runs from base 488 to 2539 and encodes 683 amino acids. Lineage: Eukaryota; Viridiplantae; Streptophyta; Magnoliopsida; Caryophyllales; Amaranthaceae.
GUUUUUUUGUUGGGUAAUUUAAAUCCCCCCCUUCCCUCACACCCCGGGGUUUUUGUAUACCUUCUCUGUCCCCACAACCAAACCCCUCCUUUAGAGAGAGAAUUUCCCAUUUUUUUUAGAGGGAGAAACAAACUAACAUAAACAAUUUUUACUUCUUUUUUUCUUAUUAUUUUGUAAAUUUUCAUUUCUUCUUCGUUGAUUCAAAUGAAAUGAAUCAAAUGGAUGAAUGAAUGAUUGAUCAUACAUAAUUUCUUUGAAAGAGAGAGAAAGAUUUACGUAUCUCUUUGAGAUUUUUUCAUUGUAAUAAAAUAAUAAUUUUUAAAAUACGAUUAUUUUGUUCUACCUUAUUUUUUAUUUGAUUAUCAGUUGUAAAUUAGGUAGUUAUAUUGUUUGAUCGAAGAACGAAGAUCGGUUCGUUUGUUUGAUUAUCAGGAUUACCUACCAUUUGUGAAUUCUGUAGUUUUUUCCUGGCAUGUAUGUCUGAAAAAUGGUGUUGUUAAAGAGAACGUUGGAUCACGGUUAUAAUGGAUACCGUUCGCCUGCUAUACCUAGAGCUCCUAGAUCCAUACGGAAACGGGGGUUUCGUCAGAAGACACCUGAAAACGGUGGCCAAGUAUGUGCAUUUGAGUUGUUGGCCACGGUUGCUGGAAAGUUGCUAGAAGAGAGUGAGUGCUCUUCUGCUUCUAGUAGUGCAGCUGUUGGAUUUGAUCAGUGCAGAAUUGAUAAGGAUAUCGUUGUUAAGAAUGAGCCUCUGGAUGUUGAUAAAAUACUAGGAGGCGAACAUGAUGAUCAGGGCAGUUCCGAGGGUAGUGUCUUUUUCUCUGGCCUUCAGAGGGAUUCAUGUAAAGGGAAGAUUGAAUUAGUGAAUGAAGUAACUGGAAAGCACGGUUCUCCUUUCGCAAGCUCUGUGUGUUCUGAGAAGAUUGAUUCUGAUUCAAAGUUGGUGACCCAGAAAAUCAACAGCUUGUUUGUAAAACAUUCUUGUAAAGUAGAUGAGAGUUCCCCCAAAUGUGGGGAGUCUGAUGCCAUUAAUAUAGAAAAUGGGCUCAUUAGGAAGCUAUAUGCUAACGGGGGUGCUUCUGGAGUUGGUGCUACAGCUAACAAGUCGUCUGCACCAACCAACUCUGAAGAAAAUGUUAACUUGACCCUUGGUAGGGGUGCUAAUCCUAAUGCUUCGUCUCUGAAACAGGGGAACGAUGUAAAAAUAAACUGUAAAGAUGAUGAUGAAAUUCUUUCUCAGUGCUCUAAACCUAACAACAUAAUGAAGGCAUUCAGGUCACCUGCAUGUGACGAAGACAACAAGCUUUUGUCGUCUAAAUACUGGAAGACGGCUCCAAAACUGAAGGAUUAUGAACCUUCUAACUCAGAUGGUGGAUUAAAGAACAAUGACUCUAGUAAGAGGCCCUCUUAUGAGAUAGACAGGUCUCAGCGUAAUACUCCAUUCAAGAAACGAAGAUUAUUUGAUCGAAGCUCAGUGGUGACAUAUGAUGGAGGCAUAAGCUGUGAAAGUGUUUCUAACUCGCCUGAGAAGGGCGUAGAUGAUGAGAAGAAUGCCUCAGCAGGAAAGCUGCUUGAAGGAAAAGGGACACCGUCUUCAGGUCUUUGCCGCCAAAAAUCUUGCAAUUCUAGAAACUCUCAAGUGCGACUUAGCAUUAACUCCUUCAAAGUACCAGAGCUUUUCAUUGAGGUUCCGGAGAGUGCAACUGUUGGUUCACUUAAGAGAACUGUUUUAGAGGCUGUGACGACUAUUCUUGGUGGAGGUUUGCGUGUUGGUGUACUUCUCCAAGGAAAGACGAUUCGAGAUGACAACAGAACUUUACUCCAGUCUGGUAUAUCCCAAAGUGAUGAUAUGGAUACAAUUGGGUUUAUGCUAGAGCCAAAUAGUCCAACUCAACCUUCUCCACUUAAAUGCUCUGAAGAACCUCCUUCUCCAGUUCCAUGUGACUCACCCAAAUUUGUAAAUAGGUCUCAAGUUAACCCUAAUGGCGACAGUUUUGUUAUCAAAACUCCGGAAAAACCAUUUUUAACUGAUUCAAUUAAACCAUCUGGAAGUAUCAAGGACUUAGUUUCAUAUCCUUCAACUGAACUGACUGACAAAACUGUUUCGAAAUCUAAAGCUAUAGUGCCUGUUCCUGAAGAAAGCAUGGAAGCUCUAGCUGUAGUGCCUAUGAACCAAAGAUCCAAGCGUUCAGAUAUUGGACAACGCCGUACUAGGCGACCCUUCUCUGUUUCUGAGGUAGAAGCACUUGUUCGAGCAGUGGAAAAACUCGGAACUGGAAGGUGGCGUGAUGUUAAACUGUGCGCCUUUGAGAAUGCUAAGCAUCGAACUUAUGUUGAUUUGAAGGAUAAGUGGAAAACACUGGUUCACACGGCAAGAAUCUCACCACAGCAAAGGAGAGGGGAGCCAGUUCCCCAAGAUCUUUUGGACAGGGUUUUAGCCGCGCAGUCUUACUGGUCUGAGCAUCAGGCUAAGCAACAUGGAAAGCAACAACAGCAACAGGGUAUAAUUGCUAAACUUACCGACUCCGUAAGACCUUAACCGGGAAAGCUUGAAUAUUUUUUUUUUAGUUUGUAGAUUUCUAAUUGUUGUGUAGAAAAUUGGGAAGAAAAAAAAAAGAAUUUGAUAGGUAUAAGUACAACAACUUACAGGGAGUAAAGAAAAGUUAUUGUAGAAAUUUUACAGAACAUUCCUGUAGUCAAUUAUUUGUCACAUUUUUUUACCAUUAUUCAUUGCCAUUGGCUCACAAUUAGUGGAGAAGCUUUUGGCCCCUUUGUAAAUGAUUUGUAACAGAAUAAGAGGGUUUUUCCAAAUUGGAAAUCCCAUUGUUCUUU